Pungitius pungitius (ninespine stickleback) is the source of this 2167-nucleotide messenger RNA. RefSeq names its product RING finger protein 223. The coding region runs from base 799 to 1683 and encodes 294 amino acids. Gene Ontology annotation, molecular function: ubiquitin protein ligase activity. Lineage: Eukaryota; Metazoa; Chordata; Actinopteri; Perciformes; Gasterosteidae. The record is from RefSeq and is a predicted model, not a curated record. Gene Ontology annotation, biological process: protein ubiquitination. The transcript is spliced from 3 exons.
UAUGAACCUGAAACAUCACGUUCUAAGUCACUAACGUCACACAAUAAAUACACAAAGAAACUCCUUUAGUUUAGUUGUGUGAUUCUAAACUUUACAUUUAGGUGUUUUAUAGAGAAUCAUCAAGCUGAAGGUGAAUCUUUCAGCUGAAAGUAAUUAUAAAUCAGUUUUAGUAAAUGACUUUGAGUCCUGCUGAUGUGUCCAGAUGUGUACAGGUGUGAGUUCACUCAUUCACAUACGUCCACUCAUGUGGAGGACAUCACCUGACCUGUGGCCCAGUGGUAAUAUGCAACGUUUCUGGAUUAUGAUCAAUCAUUAGAAGAAAGAGUGAGCGAGUGAAUUGAAAAGCUCUCAUAAGACUCUCAUAAGGGCUGUCAAUCACCAGCACUCACAGGUGUGUUCAUCCUCGUGACGUCACAGGCCCGCAUCACUCUGCUCAGGUGUGUUCACCCUCGUGACGUCACAGUCCCGCGGCCCUCUGCUCAGGUGUGUUCGUCCUCGCGCGUCACAGGCCGACAGGUGAUUUGAAUAAUCCGUUUCCUAGUUUUUUCAUUCGACUUCUCAAACGCGUCAAACUCGGACACGCGCCGAGGACGCGAGAGACUUCGAGGCCGAGACACGAGCACGCACCUCGGGCAGCUGCACCUGAGCGGCGGGGUCUGAGAGGGAAGCCCGGACAGGUGAUGCUGCAGCGCGGGGUGACACGGGCCGUCCAUCACCGGUGAUCGUGAAGACGAGGCGCCAGCAGCAUCUUCAUCACAUCUUCGUCAUCCUGCACGUGUUCAUCUCUUCCGUCUCGUCAUGAAUCCUUACUCAAACACCAGACCACCUCCGACCUUGCCCUCUAACCCUUACGACAUUACCCACAAUGCCCCUCUGUCGGCCACCUCCCUCCCCUCCCCCUCUCUCAUCCAGACGGGUCACAGCUCCGUGUCGGUCCAUCAGGUCGAUGGUCACCAGCUGGCCCCGCCUCCCGACUCGGCCUUAGUCCUCACGCCCCGGUCCAGCCUCGCUCCAGGCCCGUCCCCCCCCCUGCCGCCCCCUCCCCCCGCCACCCCCUUCUCCUGCCAGGUCUCCGUCAUCGUCCCGUCCCCGGACCUCCGCCCGUCCCCCCCCCCGAGCCGGUGCGCCGAGGAGUGCUCCCCGGACCUGGAGUGCUCCAUCUGCUUCAGCCAGUUCAACAACGUGUUCCGCUGCCCCAAGAUGCUGCAGUGCCACCACACCUUCUGCCUGGAGUGCCUGGCGCGCAUCAACGUCAAGUCGGCCGAGCCGGACGCCAUCCAGUGCCCGCUGUGCCGCGGCCUGACGGCGCUGCCCCCCCUCGGCCUGCCGAGACUCGCCACCAACCGCGACCUGCUGUCCUACCUGCCGGCCGCCAUGCAGCGCGUCUACAGCGUCCGCUUCCUGCGCAGCAAGGGCCGGCUGCAGGUCAAAAGGUCAUCCGGGGGUCAGAUGUCGCUGACGUCUCUGAGGUCGGCCAACCACUCUCUGGACGUGGGGCUCCCCAGCCCGCCGCCGGGGGCCCGCGCCGAGGGGGGGGUGAGCCGCGAGGGCGGGCUGGGCGAGGCUCUGUUCAGACUGACGGGCCGGCCGGCGUGCCGCGCCUCCCUCCUCAUCGCCGUGGUGAUGAUGAUGGCGCUGCUGACGGGCAUCAUCGUCUUCCUGCUGGCCUUCCCAGGCGCGUGAGUGACAUCACUUCCUGUCCCGCGCUCCUUUUCUUGUGAUGUUCCCGUGGCGGAGGUCAAACGUCUGCACCGUGGCGAGGAUCCAGAUGUGCGGAGGGCUUUUCUGGUGGUUGCCACGGCAACUUUAAUCUCACAUUGUUUUAAUUUCUCGACUGACGAUGAUGUAAAAGAAGACGGUCUCUGGUGGGGGGGGGGAAGCUGUGCUGCAGCAUCCAUGUUGCUUUUAUUAAUCUGCACUUUACUGCGUGACGCAGAUGAAACGUUGAACGCUUUCAGACGUCCAGAAGGUUGAAUAUUUCCUCACAUGAAACUCGUCCUAAAGACGCGUCUCAGUUUCUUCUCACUUUGUAUUUAACGUCCUCCAUAAUGUUCGUGUGGAGGCAGAAAUCUGAUCAUUUAAUCACCUGGACGUUUUUCAGAAGCAGGACGUGUUUUUAUCUGAUCACAAAGGAACUUUCCCCCAAAAGCACCAGAGACUUUGUGUU